UCUUUGUAAGUGAAACAAAAUUGAAUGCGACGUUUGACGAUACUUUACCACGAACAUUUAAACAGUUGACAGCCUGGGCGGUCCUCAUACCCAAGGGAGAUAACUGCCGCAGGACAAGAAAGAAGUGCACGCGGCUAACCUCGCACAUCGGGUUACAACCGACUCUACCCGAGUCCAACUUGUCCAAGUGUAGGACGCCUUAGAAAACAAGUUUAUUUACCUGUAUAGAAGAUGCAUCCUGUCAGCUGUAUGUUGAGGCAAGUUUCUGUAUAACGAGGAUGCAGAUCGGUUCAAGGUUAGCAAAGCCGCUCAGAUGUCGACAGGUAUGCAGUUUAAGAAGCAGGAGGAUACGUCUUGGUUUACUAGCAGCCAUCUUACUGGUCGUCGUAUGGUUCCUCAUCCUUACUGCCGGGUCAUCCCGACCAUUCCUGCUAACCUCUGACCUCAGACCUUGGAACAUAGCAGUCUCAAACAUAAGUGCCUGGACGGAGAGCCUUACAUCCGCUGCUGGCGCCAGAGAUAGACAACCGCUGAAGACCAAGCAGAACGACGCAGAGAAUCCACAAGCACCUCAUGUCGAUACUGGAACUGAUCACACAGAAACAACCACGAAGAAGGUACGCCAGUUCCACAGUAACAGCACUAAACCCACAUAUGGACCCCGUAGACGGUACCUCAUCUACCUCUGUGACAAGAAGGGUCGCUGUGGAGGUUGGGGAGACAGGCAGAGGGGCAUAGUAGCUGCCUAUCUGCUUGCUAGGGUAACAGGUCGGAGGUUUGGUAUCAAUAUGUCCCACCCAUGUGAUAUCAAAAAGUUCUACAUCCCAAAUAUGGUCAACUGGAAUGUGAAUGUGAAAGACAUUCAAGGCCUGAGCUUGGAGCAAGUGAACUGGAUGAAUAACCGCAAUGGUGUUGUCGAUGUCAAAAGUGACUUCAACCUAAAGCAUCCCAGCGACGUGGUCUUCUUCAGAACAAAUCAAGACAUCAUCAACGGAAUUAAAUACAGUCCAAGAUAUGGAAGCUUCGUUCCGAAAGAGUUUAAAACCAAAAAACGACCUCAGAUUUUUCAAACUAUAUGGCACCAACUUAUGACACCCUCUGUUCAUUUCGGGAAACGAAUCAACAAGUUCAUGAGCACAGUUCCCAAGGAAACAGAUUUAGUCUGCUCUCACGUUCGGAUGAGGAAAAAUCCCAACAUGCCCAAUGACGCCUCUCCGAUAAAUGCAUUAUCCUCUGUAGACUUAUUAUGGAGAUUUCUAUCAAAAUUUAAAAAUACUAGCCGUGUUUUUGUAGCUAGUGACUCGGUGGAUGUAAGAAAUAGUGCCAGGAAAUGGUUCGGUAACCGCGAAAUUGACACGGAUGGUGUGGUGCUUCAUAUUGACCUUCAAGGUCAUGUGUCUAGUGCUUGUAUUGGCCUCGAGAUGGCGCUGCUCGAUCAAGCUGUCCUCAGUCUCUGCAAGGUGCUCGUUGUGUCCACCAGCAACUUUAGUAUCAGAGGGGCCAUGAUGUCAAAACUUAAACAGAAACUAUUUAUGUUUAAAAACGGAACUAUCACAGCAUUUAACCUCUCGUAAUUCUCAGUUCGUGUGUAAUAAUGAGUAUAUAAUAGUAUGAGUUUUUAACCCGACAAACCCAACAGAUAAUAUUUGUCAAGGCAAUUGACAUGAAAACCAAGACAGUAUUCAAAGAAUUUAACUGCGACAAAAUCUUGAUCCAACCAGCGUAUUAUUUUCGUUACAUGUGACGUUCGAGUAUUCACUGCCUCCAGUGGUCAACCUAUCAUCAAUUCUAUGGUAAAUCUAAAUACUGGGAUCUGCCAACUCUCAUUGUACAUGUUUACUGUCGCUCCAAUGCCUGGCAUUUAUUUACAAGCUCAAUCGUAGUGUAACAUACCAUUCUCCCGAAACCAAACUGUAAUUGUCAAGAAAGUACUCUCACAUUACGCCGAUACUGAAGUCAUUACACUGGCUUCCAGUUGAGGCGAGGAUAGUGUUUAAAGUACUCUGUACCACAUUCAAGAGUCUAAAAGGCAUGUCACCAGAAUACUAAGUGAACUGCUAACCCCCUACAAACCAUCCAGACAACUGCGAUCUGAAAGCAGAUUUUUUUUGAAAACUCCUUCUUAUAAACUGGCCUCUUAUGGAAAGCGUUCUUUCAGUGUUUCUGCUCCAUCGCUGUGGAAUGAACUGCCUCUCGCCUUAAAACUGUCCCCAUCAGUUGCUGUGUUCAAAUCACAUCUUAGAACGCAUGUCUUUUCACUGCACUAUUAACUCUACUCAAACAUUAUUAUUUUGUAGCGCUUUGAGCACCCACGUAGAGGUUGGAUUUAGCGCUAUAUAAAUUUCCAGUAUUAUUAUUAUUAUUAUUAGGACAAAGUGCAUGUAUGAAUACCUAUACAUAUACACAUGUAGUUCCAACGUGAGCGACAGACAUCAUCACUGUGACUAACAACAAACCAGGGUACAGAGACUUACACGUUUGUAUUAGAUUGUGGCAAAAUACAUGUUUUCAUAUAUUCAUUGUCUGUCUACAUCUUGUUUCAAGGAACGGUGCGGUAGUCUAGUGGUUACAGCGUUCGCGCGUUACGCCGAAGAUCCGAGUUUGAUUCCCCACAUAUGUAUGCGUGAGGCCCAUUUCUGGGGUCCCUGGACGUAAUAUUGCUGGAAUAUUGCUAAAAGCGGCGUAAAACUAAACUCACUCACUCUUGUUUCAAUGAGACGGUGCUGCUUGACACGUGCUAUCGCAAAGAAGUCACGUGUUAAGAAACUGAUUUGACAUGCACUCUUUCAAACAACUCUCAUGUGAAGUCUUCGCCUUGACCUUUGCCGUGACAUACAAGUCAAGGGUUAAGACACCGCCUUAUGAUGUACUAGUAAGGGGAGAGAAAGGUGCCUUAACAUGCGCUCUCACAAACAAGUCACAAUUGGAGACAUUGACUUGACUGUUGCUGUCAUAUACAAACGCCCACGGGUGAAGAUAUUGCCUUGACACGCGCUGCCACAAACAGGCGGCCAUGCUUAGAAAAACAUGCUAAUGAUGUGUAAAGACGUUACUUUGACAUGAGUCCCUCACGAUGACAGCCACGAAUCUUAUGAUUUCAAAAUCUAAGGGAGAUUCUUGGAAAGACAUUCAAUUUCCAUUGGGUUCCAUUGUUUGUCGUUAUUUUCCGGUCUAGGGGUUGAAUUUAGUGUUACGUAUUUAAUGUUCAUGUGUGCACAGGGGCUUGUAUUGCUGAAGACAAUACGUCCUGGGUCCUACAAGCGUACACUGAUAUCCAUAUACAUAUAAAGAAGGAUGUAUA
Haliotis rubra (blacklip abalone) is the source of this 3301-nucleotide messenger RNA. RefSeq lists its product as uncharacterized. The coding region runs from base 279 to 1574 and encodes 431 amino acids. The transcript is spliced from 4 exons. Lineage: Eukaryota; Metazoa; Mollusca; Gastropoda; Lepetellida; Haliotidae. The record is from RefSeq and is a predicted model, not a curated record.